AUGGCAUCGACUGUUUCAAAAGGCAACGACCGUGUACGAGACAGGCCCCGCGAUCCCCCGUACUCCUGCAAACACGGGCUGGCGCGAAUGCAUGAUAAUGGGCGGACACGGCCCCGUGCUACUGACGCGAAAGCGAGCAACACCAUGCAGACGUGUCGCGUGACGUACCGAUCUGCUGCAGUCGUUGUCCUCGGUCUCCUGUGGGUCGUCACGGCUGCCUUCACCUGCCCAGAGAAAUGUAGGUGUAACUCUUACAAGCGGGUUAACUGUCGGGGUAGGUGGCUCGAAGACGUCCCCGCCAACAUACCAUUGGAUACAACUGAUCUUUACCUGAGCUCUAACAGCAUACAGAAUCUGUCUGAUGUGGAUUUCGCCAACCUCACGCGUCUGGUGGUGCUUGGUCUGUCCAACAACUACAUCCGCGUUCUCCCUGCUGGAGUGUUCGCAAAUCUGACCAGUUUGGAAGAGCUUUCCCUGUCCAACAAUAACAUCUCGCGUCUCCCCGCUGGAGUUUCCUCAUCACAUCUCACCCGUCUGAAGCGGCUGGAUCUAUCUGGUAAUUUUAUAGUUGAUCUCUCAGAUGGAGUAUUCUCAAAUCUGACGAGUUUGGAAUGGCUUUCCCUGUCCAACAAUAACAUCUCGCGUCUCCCCGCUGGAGUUUUCUCACAUCUCCCCCGUCUGAAGACGCUGUAUCUAUCUAAUAAUCAUAUAGUUGAUCUAUCCGAUGGAGUAUUCUCAAAUCUGACCAGUUUGGUCAGGCUUUCCCUGUCCAACAAUAACAUCUCGCGUCUCCCCGCUGGAGUUUUCUCACAUCUCACCCGUCUGGAGUGGCUGUAUUUAGAUGAUAAUCAUAUAGUUGAUCUCUCAGAUGGAGUAUUCUCAAAUCUGACCAGUUUGGAAUGGCUUUCCCUGUCCAACAAUAACAUCUCGCGUCUCCCCGCUGGAGUUUUCUCACAUCUCCCCCGUCUGAAGUGGCUGCAUUUAUCUUAUAAUCAUAUAGUUGAUCUCUCAGAUGGUGUAUUCUUACAGAUGGCCAGUUUGAGACAGCUUUACCUGGACAACAAUAACAUCUCGCGCUUACCCGCAGACUUUAGCCGGCUCCUUUUCUUGCAGAGACUUGGUAUAGCUGGCAACCCCUGGAGGUGUGACUGUAGUUUACAGCAUGUAAUGAGUUGGGUGCGUACUAGUAGGAGCGAUUUUAUUACGAUUAGCGGUUCCCCUAGCUGCAGCUCCCCUCCCCACAUGGAAGGUAUUGAACUGACCGACGUCACAACAGACAGGGUUUGUAAUAGCCGUGGAGACUGCACCAUGGAAAAUGCAGAGGGCACUUGUGUUUGCAACGUCGUCCGGACUGGCCAAUAUUGUGAGGAAGAAGUUAACGUGGCCCUUCGAAAGAAUGCAACGCAGAGUCCCACCGACACAGUAUUUCAUGGAGCCGAGAAGGCUGUGGAUGGUGAUUAUCAUGAGUGCGCUUCAAUACGUUGGGGGGAACUUCCACCAUCAUGGAAGGUUGAUUUAGCAGGUUUCUACCAAGUUAGCCGGAUCAGCGUUCUUAGCAGGGCCUACCGGGGUAAGUUGUUACAGCAAAGAAGGUGA
Branchiostoma belcheri (Belcher's lancelet) is the source of this 1596-nucleotide messenger RNA. Its product is annotated as carboxypeptidase N subunit 2-like. The transcript has 3 exons. The record is from RefSeq and is a predicted model, not a curated record. NCBI's taxonomy places the organism in Eukaryota, Metazoa, Chordata, Leptocardii, Amphioxiformes, Branchiostomatidae. The coding region runs from base 1 to 1596 and encodes 531 amino acids. Gene Ontology annotation, molecular function: protein binding.